Molecule: messenger RNA, 877 nt
Organism: Chara braunii
Lineage: Eukaryota; Viridiplantae; Streptophyta; Charophyceae; Charales; Characeae
Source: the annotation of a GenBank genome assembly
CCAAUCAUGAGUUUAAAAUCAAAAACCGAAUUUGUUUUUAUUUUUUUUUACGAAAAAAAAAUUAUGUUCGCCCGAACAUGUUCGCGAGCUGUUCGCACGAAAGCGCGAACACGUUCGUGCAAACAUGAAGGGGCGUGAACACGUUUGUCGAGAAGAAGAAGAAGAAGAAGAAGAAGAAGAAGAAGAAAAAGAAGAAAAAGAAGAAGAAGAAGAGGAAGAAGAAGAAGAGGACGACGACGAAGAGGAAGUAGAGGACGAUGAAGAAGAAGAGGACGACCAAGAAGAAGAGAACGACGAAGAAGAGGAUGGCGAAGAAGAGGACGGCGAAGAAGAGGACGACGCAGAAGAGCAUGACGAAGAAGAGGACGAAAAAGAACAGAAGGAAGAAGAAGCGGAGGAAGAAAAAGAGGACCGAGAAGAAGAGGACGAAGAAGAGGACGAAGAAGAGGACGAAGAAGAGGACAAAGUAGAAGAAAACAAAGAAAAAGAGGACGAAGAAGAAGAGGACGAAGAAGAAAAGGGCGAAGAAGAAGAGGACGACGAAGAAGAGGACGACGAAGAAGAGGAUGACAGAGAAGUACAAGACGACGAAGAAGAAAAGGACGACGAAGAAGAAGAAGUCGACGACGAAGAAGAAGUAGAGGACGGCGAAGAAGAAGAAGUAGAGGACGACGACGACGAAGAAGAAGAAGAAGAAGAAGAAGAAGAAGAAGAAGAAGAAGAAGAAGAAGAAGAAGAAGAAAAAGAAAAAGAAGAUGAAGAAGAAGAAGAAAAGAUACUGGAGGAGAAGAUAGAGGAGGAGAAGAUGGAGGUGGACUACAAGGACGACAACGAUUCGGAGAAGAAGUAAGAGAUGAAGUAGAACAGAUUUGAGAAG